Seminavis robusta is the source of this 2434-nucleotide messenger RNA. Lineage: Eukaryota; Bacillariophyta; Bacillariophyceae; Naviculales; Naviculaceae. The record is from the annotation of a GenBank genome assembly.
AUAAAACGUGACGUUUGGAGCAACCACAUCGCGAUCGUUUUGGUCUGUUCUGUGUUCUAUCUCUCACACUCAUCACGUAUCGCACAAUCCCCAUUCAGUAACAAAAGAAGAGCAGCAAAGCUUGCCAUAGCACCUCGUUAGUCCAUCAAUCAAUGCACCAUGAGUUCCAUUACUGCUUUUGAGCCUACCCCAGUGUCGCCAGAACACGAUCCUGCGCUGUUUAGUGGAGAUGCUAUCACCGAAGAUGAAUUUGCCGCUUUGGACUCAUUGUUUGGCGGUGAUGAAGGCGACGACUACGCCAACUACGAUGGAGAUCUAGGGGGUAUUUUUGAUGUGACAGAUGCUUCGUUAUUUGGGAUCGUGCCCGUAUCGGCACCCGAUGACUCUGACGGCAUGGGUAAUCUCGUAGAAGCAAUGGAAAAAGCAGGCAAGCCGAGACCAAAGGCGACUGAACUGAUUGCGGAAACGUUGAAGGCGUUGCCAACGGAAGAACGAGAGCGAAUUGUCAAGGAGCUAUAUGGAAUUGCCAACAGCUUUCCUCCCCCCAACUACCACGCAGACAGCAAGUCAGCAUCCUCUAUGCAGUACAUACCGCAAGAUGAAGAUGAUCCAAUUUUUAUUGGGCAAAAACUGGAAGAGAUGGAGGAUCAUCUCAAAAAAUACAAGUCCUCUCCAUCUUGGAACUUGCGGAUUACUGCCAUUCAAAUGGCAGAGUCUCAAAAUAUGGAGUAUGUCCAAAAUGCCAAGUUUCGGCUUAAAUUCAUCCGAGCAGAACGGUAUGAUGUCAGACGAGCUGCUGCUCGCUUGAUUCGAUUCUUUGACUUGAAAUUGGAACUCUUUGGGGCAGAAGUUCUAACAAGGUCCAUCACUCUGAAGGAUCUGACAGCUGAAGACCGAGAGACGGUGAAAAAGGGCUAUACUCAACGUCUCCCAGUUCGAGAUCGUGCAGGCAGGUCUAUUUUUUGCCAUGUCUUCAAUGGGCAAACCUACGAGUCACCAGAAAGUUUCGUUCGAAUCAUGUGGUACAUGAGCAAGUCAGAUGAGCAAUCUGACAAGCGUGGGACCAUCAACAUAUUCUUCAAGCUCAAGGAUUACAAGUUCAAGAACUGCAACAGAGCGUUUGGUGGUACCUUGUUUAUAGGACGCAUGAUGGCUGCUGCACCAUGGCGGGCUGAUGCCAUGCACAAGUUUCUGGAGAACGAGAAUUCCUUAGACCUCUCAACAAAAGUGAUGAACAAACUGGUGGACUAUUGCACUGCGUUCAUAGUACCAGAAAUUCGGGCCAGAACUAGAAUUCAUCAUGGAACUCAUGAGGACUGGGUCAAAGUCCUGAUGUCGUUUGGAAUUCCGGCCGACGUUAUCCCGCUAACCUACAGCUACAAAAUCAAAACAAAAAAUCAUCUGGAGUAUCUGGCUAUGCGAGCCAAAGCAGAGGAAAUCAUGGAGCGUUACCCUGGUACCAAUCAAGAUAUUUUGAUAGACCUUCCCGCUCGCAGUGAUGUACUGUUGGGAAAGGGGAAACCCAUUCAGUUCUCAAGCGGCAAUCAACGUCUGAUGACCAUUAUUGACAGUUAUUUGGACCAGUACCACAACAAAUGCUCCAAGCAUGAGAAGACUGAGUUGACUGCUGAAAUUGUCAGCAUGCUAAAAGACAGCGGAGUGAGGUUUCUUUGCAAAGAUAGUGGCAUCUGGCUUGAGGUAACCGACGACUUGGCAAGGGGCAAGAUUAGCUACAUGUUCCGCCACCAACGGGGAAGGACACCUGCUAAGAAUGGAAUAAGCGCGACAGGAGUGGUUCGUCAAGUACCCUCUGGAGACGAGAACAAGACAGAUGCGGCAGCCUUGGCCAAUGAUUCCAAGCGUGUCAGGGUGGGAGCCUAGCUAAAUUGGUGGACCGAAGACAGCAAAAUAGCAAAAAACAGAUGUAUCUCGCUCGCAGUAGUCGCUGGAAACAAUGCAUCGCAAAACACAACAAAUCGACGACAAAAAAAGUCACGAAGGAAGCUGCCUGUUUGUGACAUACAAAACGAUGGGGGUGUCAGGUUGGCUGCUGGUGAAUUUUAGCUUCGAUACCAUAGGUGCUAUCAACAUGAUAGCUUAGCUUUAUUGGACUAUCGUACACAAUUGACAGAGCUAGCUAGAUCGAUGCAUGCCAUUCAUUUGGACUAAUUUGGAGCAGCCAACGCACGAAGCUCAAUUCAAGCUGCUGGCAGCCAAGGCUGGGAGGGUGUCCCGUUUCGUGAUAAACGUUUCACUCUGUAGCUGGGCCAAAACAUCACAGUGCAACUUCCUCACUCGGUGAGUGCAAGGCAUAGAAAGCAACGAAUAAUAUUAACGCCCUUCAAGAAGGAGGCGCGUAUCUUCGCACCGAAAACAUGGCAAAGCGAAUAAUCGCGCCUGCAAACCUUCUAAGCUUAUAGCACCAAGUUGAUAG